AGGAUUGAGAGUCGGGGCAAGAUCUUCAGUUUUUGGUCCAGACCAUUUACUAAGACAAAGAGCCCAGGAGGAGGAAGAGACCAGCAUUAAGACACGACAGUUCCUACUGAGGAAGGAUAAAAGAGGUUCCUUUGCGCCUGGCUUGUGUGGACUCUUCCUGGAAGUGACGUUGGGGAAUCCUGAGCCUCAGUCAGGCAGUCCCAGCCUCGGGGUUUGGGCGUGGAUCACUAAUGGGCAAGGGGUCUGGGUUUCUGAGGGAAACCUGCCUGUCAGUGGUGGCCGACCCUCAGUGCUCCUCAGAACUGGAGGGCGAGGACAUGAAGAGGAAGAAAGGGCUGUCUAGAGAACACUGCAGUGCCUGGAACCGCCCUCACGGCCUGGUUGGUUUACACAACAUCGGACAGACCUGUUGCCUGAACUCCUUGGUGCAGGUGCUGAUGAUGAAUGUGGACUUCAGGAAGAUACUGAAGAGGAUAACAGUGCCGCGGGGAACAGAAGAGCAGAAGAGAAGUGUCCCCUUCCAGUUGCUUUUGUUGCUGGAGAAGAUGCAGGACAGCCGACAGAAAGCAGUGCUUCCCCUGGAGCUGGCUUACUGCCUCCAGAAGUACAACGUAUCCUUGUGUGUCCAGCAUGACGCUGCUCAUCUCUACCUUACACUCUGGAACCUGACUAAGGACCAGAUCACUGACGUGGACUUGGCCGAGAGCCUGCAGACUCUGUUCGCAAUCUGGACGAAAGAGACCCUGAUUUGUUUGGGCUGUGACACAGAGAACAGCAGAAGCAGCAGGCUGCUCACUCUCUCUCUUCCUCUGUUUGACGUGGACUCAAAGCCUCUGAAAACACUGGAGGAUGCCCUGCGCUGUUUCUCCCAGCCCAGAGAGUUAGCAGGCCCAGAGAAGUGCUUCUGUCAGAGCUGCGGGAAGAAGACAACUCAGAAGCAGGUUUUGAAGCUGACUCAUCUACCCCAGACCUUGACCAUCCACCUUAUGAGAUUCUCGACCAGGAACUCAAGGACAGAAAAGAUCUGCCACUCAGUGUAUUUCCCUCAGCACCUGGAUUUCAGUCAGGUUCUGUCAACUGAGAAAGAACUUGGUGAUACCAAGGAACAGUCUGAAGAAGUACGCUAUGAACUUUUUGCUGUGAUCGCCCAUGUGGGGCUGGCUGACUUCGGUCAUUACUGUGCCUACAUCCGGAAUCCUGUGGAUGGAAAAUGGUUCUGCUUCAACGACUCCCAUGUUUGUAGGGUGACCUGGGAGGACGUCCAGUGUACCUACGGCAAUCACAGAUACCGCUGGCGGGAAACUGCUUAUCUCUUGGUUUACACGAAGAUUGGAUCCUGAUGGAUAUACUCACCGGCCGUGGUGGACUCUUAUUUUCCUUUCCUGUACCCAUGUUUGCUGCACCUUCAAUGAGAAUCAUAAUUUAAAAAACACAGUUAAACCUUAUUUAUAAGCAGAAGUUAAUAUUGCUGUGGCUUGGAUGUGGCUCGUCUCCUGAAAGCUCACAUGCAGGAGGCAUGGUUCUUAGUGUGUCAAUACUUAGGUAGUAGAACCUUUAAGAGACAAGGCCCCGUGGGAGGUCAUUGGUCCAUGGGAUCUCUCUCUUCUGUGCACUAAUGGUUCUUUCUCUGUUUCUCUACCAUGCUAUGAUCCCAUAUGGUCCACAAUAUGAUGCCAGUGUCAUGUUGGCUGGAUCCUCCAGCCAUUAAAAUUUUCAAUCAAAUAAAGGUUAUCAC
Messenger RNA from Microtus oregoni (creeping vole), 1735 nucleotides. It is a transcript of the gene Usp18, whose product is annotated as ubiquitin specific peptidase 18. Gene Ontology annotation, molecular function: cysteine-type endopeptidase activity; cysteine-type deubiquitinase activity. The record is from RefSeq and is a predicted model, not a curated record. The coding region runs from base 231 to 1340 and encodes 369 amino acids. NCBI's taxonomy places the organism in Eukaryota, Metazoa, Chordata, Mammalia, Rodentia, Cricetidae. Gene Ontology annotation, cellular component: cytosol; nucleus. Gene Ontology annotation, biological process: protein deubiquitination. The transcript has 11 exons.